Elaeis guineensis (African oil palm) is the source of this 2369-nucleotide messenger RNA. RefSeq names its product BTB/POZ domain-containing protein At5g03250. Gene Ontology annotation, molecular function: protein binding. The record is from RefSeq and is a predicted model, not a curated record. NCBI's taxonomy places the organism in Eukaryota, Viridiplantae, Streptophyta, Magnoliopsida, Arecales, Arecaceae.
UGCGCCCUUUUUUUCUCCCCAUUGGACUCGGGCCUUUCUUAAGCUCUUUCCUUUCUCACCCCUCCCAACCGAACGUAGACAAGAAAUCUUAUGAUAACCUUUUCCCCUCUAAUCUUUUAACAUUUUCUCUUCUUUUCUCACUUCUUAAGAUCUGUAUACUUGUUCUUCUAUGUGGCGUGAUCAGCCCUAGAGCUGCAGUUGCUUCUCUAUUUUUAUUCCUUCGUUUCCUUCUCUACCGAACGUAGAAUGAGAUGACAUUCCUGACAAAAAUCAAAACUUCAAAAUAAUAGGAAGGAAAGACAAGGAUGGCGACCAUGAAGCUGGGCUCCAAGGCUGAAAUCUUCCGUCUGGAAGGACAAACGUGGAAAUGUACAAAUGAGCUUGUAAGUGAUGUUGUCGUCGAAGUAGGAGAAAUGUCCUUUCAUCUCCACAAGUUCCCAUUGAUUAAUAGGAGUGGGCUACUGCAAAAAAUGAUUAGUGAAUUUCAUGGUGAGGAUGGAAAAGCCUGUGUUCUGCAGCUUCAUGACAUUCCUGGUGGUGCCAAGGCUUUUGAGCUUGUAGCAAAAUUUUGCUAUGAUGUAAAGAUAGAGCUGCAUGCUCUCAAUGUGGUCUGUCUGCGCUGCGCUGCUGAGUACCUACUCAUGACCGAAGAUUAUGUAGGUGGAAAUCUUAUUCUACAGACAGAGCACUUCCUUGAUGAAGUCUUUAAUGGUUGGAAAGAUACAAUCAAAGCUCUGGAAUCAUGCGAGAGUGUUCUUUCCCAUGCAGAAGAGCUUCACAUCGUCUCAAGAUGCCUCAACUCACUGGCAUCUAAAGCUUGUGCUGAUCCAAAUCAUUUUGGUUGGUCUGUGGUUGGAUGCACUUCCAUGAAGAGCCCAGGAAGCAGUUCUUUGUGGAAUGGAAUAGUUGCUGAAGAGACCCCAAGAUCCACUGGUACCAAUUGGUGGUAUGAGGAUGCUUCUUUCCUGAGUCUUCCGCUAUUCAAGAGGCUUAUCUUGGCUGUGGAAGCUAAAGGCAUGAAACCAGAUAAUGUUGCCAGAGCGCUCAUGUUUUAUGCAAGGAGGUUCCUUCCAUGCCUGAGAAGGAACUCAAGCUUCCGUGAUGGCACAACCCGUAUAACUCCAGUUGCAUCAGUUUCAUCACCAUCAGAAAGCGAUCAGAGGGUCUUCCUUGAAGAGAUCAUUGGAUUGCUGCCCAUGAAAAAGGGUGUUACUUCAACAAAGUUUCUGCUCAGCAUGCUUCGUACUGCAAUGAUCUUACAUGCAAGUCCUUUGUGCAGGGAAAAUCUGGAGAAAAGAAUAGGAGCCCAGUUGGAUGAAGCUGCAUUGGAAGACCUUUUAAUACCAAAUGUGGGCUACUCAGUUGAAACUAUCUAUGACAUUGAUUGUGUCCAGCGAAUCCUUGAUCACUUCAUGUUGAUGGACCAAUCAAUGCUUGCAACUUCUCCUAGCAUUUUGAAUGAGGGACAAUUGAUGGCCUCAUCCCCUUCAUUGACACCAAUGACCAUUGUAGCAAAACUUGUUGAUGGUUAUCUUGCCGAAGUUGCACCAGAUGUUAAUUUGAAGCUGCCCAAGUUCCAGUCACUGGCAGCUGCCAUUCCUGAUUAUGCCAGACCUUUAGAUGAUGGGAUAUAUCGUGCUAUUGAUACAUAUCUUAAGUCCCACCCAGGGCUCACAGAGUCCGAACGCGAGCAGCUCUGCCAGCUCAUGAACUGCCAGAAGCUCUCCUUGGAGGCCUGCACCCAUGCAGCCCAGAAUGAAAGACUACCCCUUCGGGUGGUCGUUCAAGUUCUCUUCUUCGAGCAGCUUCGUCUACGAACCUCGGUUGCCGGCUGGUUCUUCGUCUCCGACAACAUGGAGAACUCCCACGCCCCUCAUGGGAAUACCAUGCUCCCAGAGAACAAUGAUGGAACAAUGCAGGCCGAAAUCAUGCAGGACCAAAAGGAGAAUGACCAUAAAGUGGGUGUUGAGGAUAUGAGGCUGCGAGUUUCAGAGCUUGAGAAGGAGUGUCUAAGCAUGAAGCAGGAAAUUGAGAAGCUUGGGAAGCCAAAAAGUGGAUGGAACAUUUUCUCCAAGAAGUUUGGAUUUGGAUUGAAGUCACAACCCACAUUGCAUGCCAAAUAAGUCCCUAUGAUUACAGCUGGUCAUAGAGAUAAAAAAUUGAUGUGUUCUCUUUCUAGGGACUUCUUAUAUAUCUUUGUUGAUUUUACUCUAGCUAGAUAGCUAGCGAUUGUCGAUAACGUUCAUUGUAACUAAGGCUAGGAAGACAGGUUGUAAUUUAUUGUGUUGUUGAUCAAGUUUUGUGGUCUGGAUUUUAAUAAGAUGUUAGAGAGGAUCAUGGCAUCCCAAUGCGUUUAGAUUCUAUUGUUA